Molecule: messenger RNA, 4118 nt
Organism: Syngnathus acus (greater pipefish)
Lineage: Eukaryota; Metazoa; Chordata; Actinopteri; Syngnathiformes; Syngnathidae
Gene: agtpbp1
Product: ATP/GTP binding protein 1
Exons: 28
Coding region: 297-3941 (1214 amino acids)
Biological process (GO): protein side chain deglutamylation; C-terminal protein deglutamylation; proteolysis
Molecular function (GO): metallocarboxypeptidase activity; zinc ion binding
Source: RefSeq, a predicted model, not a curated record
AAACAAGCCGCUUCCCGUUUGUAUUUCACGCCCCAGUGCUAAAUAGAACCCCGUUAGCGUUGUAUUAGGUGACGACCAUGGCGCACUGGCUGUAUCAAAGGCGUUUGAUCGGGGGCUGCCCCUCAUCACAACAUCACCAGGGCGUUUCAGCCAGCCAGCCAGCCUGUCCAGCCAGCAGCCAGCCAAGCAACACGCACUCUUAGCGGAUAAAUACACACCCUUCGAUCGUCACUGUUAUCUCAAGAGGACAGCCGUUCCUUGUUGCGCAGACGCCAUAACAUGUUGAUGUGACAAAAAUGAACAAACCCAAGAUGGCUUCAGAGAAGGGUGUCCCCAAUAACUCGAGGGUGCAGAUCCUGCUGGCCCAGCUGGAGAAGCUGUCCGGAGACUCCAUGGUGAGGGAUCCUGAAUCAGCGCGUCAGAUCACGUCCAAGCUCCUGCAUCUCAUACAGACGCAGGAGAAGACGUCGAAGGAGAUGAUGUCCAAAGGCACCAGCGGCAUGGAUGUCAUCCUGAAUUCACUGGAGAUCACCCGAGACACCCAGACCAUUUUGAACAUCCUCUGCAUACUCAGUGAGCUGCUGACCUUGGGCAAAGGACGCAGAGUGGGGGUCUUUGUAUCAAAGGGAGGAACAGCGGUGUUACUCCGCAUUCUAAUCAACGCCAACAAAGAGUUUCACCCCAGCGAGGAGCUCAUGUUGCAGCUUCACUCCCUGCUGGCCAAGGUGGGCCCGAAAGACAGGAAGUUGUGCAUGAAGGCACGUCUGACUGGCGCUCUGAACAUCACAAUAAACCUGAUCAAGAAGAACCUCCAAAAUGUCAAGUUGCUCCUGCCCUGCUUGCAGGUUCUUCGGGUUUACUCAGCGAACAUUAUUAACGCCAUAUCCCUCGGCAAAAGUGGAGCUAUUGAGUUGAUGUUCAAGAUUGUGGCACCGUACAGCAAGAAAAACACAACCCUGAUCAAGGUCGCUGUGGAUGCGCUCUGUGCUUUACUCAAAUCCAACACAAAUGUUCGGCGGGCAGUGGAGGGCAACUACGUUCCCACCCUGCUCUCCCUCUACCUGGACUGGCACCGCAAGGACACGUGGCAUCGUCACACGGCGAUCCGCAAGGGGCUUUUGGGCUGUCUGCGUAACGUCACCAACAUCAAGCUGGGCAGGCAGGCGUUCACCAAAGCCGACGGCAUGCGCAUUCUCUACAACUCUUCAAUAGAGUGUCUCUCGGUGCGCACCUUGGAUCCUCUUGUCAACGCUUCAAGUGUCAUCAUGAGGAAGUGCUUCCCCAAAAAUCGCCUGCCUCUGCCUACCAUCAAGUCGGCUUUCAUUUACCAGUUGGAGCACGUUCUGCCUUCAGGGCCGGUCGCUCAGCUCUACAGCCAACCCCCUGAAGGAAGAACACAUGCUCAGGUCUGCAGCGAGCCCUUAAAGAAGGUGGACGACGUGGUGGAUGACAGUGACGAUAACGAGGACACAGAGGCAGACACGGAGAAUGAUACAGAGAACGAGGAAGAUGAGAAGGAUUGUGGCUCCCUGAACGACGACAUUGAAAAGGAUAUAAACAAGCUGCACCCUGAGAAGAUCCCGAGUCGACCUUACGAAGAGUUAAGAGUCUACGAGAAGUUUUUUGUGGAGUUGUCUCAAGACUUUCAGGGUUUCAACUUUGAAUCUUCCACAACAUCUUCAUCGGCACAAUCCGCUCUGCCCAUCGUUGUUCCCACAGCUCAGCUGCCGUCCCCGAAUCACGUCAGUGCACGGACCGUCAGCAACUCAUUUGCUCCCAGUCCCACUCUUCAUACUUCACAGGCUGACACCGGAGAUUGUGUCAAGAACCUCGACCAAAAGGUGGCGGCACCUAAGCAUCCAGCUGAGCAGAAACUAUCAAGAGAAUCUGAAUGCGUCCCCUUAAAUGCGGACAAGAUGGAAAGCAAACAAAAACAACCGAAGCCCACGCAGUCCCCUCUGCAUUUGGAGGGCAUCGCCAUUCGCUGUUUGGCGGGGGCAGGAGGAGGAGGAUCAGACUGCGGCUCGGAGGGCGCAGAGGAUGAAGUCGGCGAAGGGGCCGUCCUGGAGGUCCCCGACACGGCUCAGCUUCUCCCACUUCACGACCUGGACCUUUAUGUGAAGAUGGUGAAGCAGACAAAGUCUGUGCCGCACUACACUGAAGUGGCCUACCCAGACUACUUUGGUCAUGUGGCCCCCACGUGUCGGGAGCCUCUUCUGGAGAGGUUGUACGGGGUACAGAGGUCUAAGAUAUUCCAAGAUAUCGAGAGGUUGAUUUACCCAAACCACAUCAUGGAUAAAGUCGUUUAUGACCUCGACAUUCCCGGCUGUCCCGUGAUUGAAAGCGACGGCGAGUCGCUGAAGUUCAACUCUCAGUUUGAGUCGGGCAACCUCCGGAAGGCCAUUCAAAUCAGGAAGUACGAGUACGACUUGAUUCUGAACUCGGACAUCAACAGCAACCACCACCACCAGUGGUUCUACUUUGAGGUGAGCGGCAUGCGCGUGGGAACCAUGUACCGCUUCAACAUCAUCAACUGUGAGAAGUCCAACAGCCAGUUCAACUAUGGCAUGCAGGUGCUGAUGUACUCUGUUCGGGAGGCCAUCAGUGGCAGGCCUCGCUGGGUCAGAACAGGAACAGACAUCUGUUACUAUAAAAAUAAUUUUGCCAGAAGUUCCAUUGCAACUGGGGGUCAAAAAGGGAAGUCCUACUACACGAUGACCUUCAGCACCACCUUCAGCCACAAGGAUGAUGUCUGCUACUUUUCUUAUCACUACCCUUACACAUAUUCCUCUCUUAAGAUGCACUUGUCAAAGCUAGAGGCUAUGAAGCCGCCUGGGAUAUACCUGCGACAAGAUGUCCUGUGUGAGACAUUGGGGGGAAACAGCUGUCUGCUCCUCACCGUCACUGCCAUGCCAGAAUCGAACUCCAGUGAUCACAUCUGCCAGUUUAGAAAUCGGCCAUUGAUCUUCCUGUCAGCCAGAGUGCACCCCGGGGAAACCAAUGCCAGCUGGGUGAUGAAAGGCACGCUGGAGUUCCUGAUGGGUACGAGCCUGCUGGCGGCCACCUUGAGAGAGUCCUUCAUCUUCAAGAUCGUGCCCAUGCUCAACCCUGACGGCGUCAUCAAUGGAAACCAUCGAUGUUCUCUGAGCGGGGAAGAUUUGAAUCGCCAGUGGCAAAAUCCUAAUCCUGACCUGCACCCGACCAUCUACCACACAAAGAGCCUACUGCAGUACCUUGCGCACACGCAGCGAACACCACUGGUGUUCUGCGACUACCACGGUCAUUCCAGAAAGAAAAACGUCUUCAUGUACGGCUGCAGUUUGAAGGAAACGGUAUGGCAGUCCAACAUCAGCGCAACACCCUGUGACUUGGAAGAAGAUCUCGCGUACAGGGCCCUUCCAAAGAUUCUCUCCCAGAUUGCGCCAGCCUUCAGCAUGGCCAGCUGUAGCUUUGUGGUGGAGCGCUCCAAGGAGUCGACGGCGCGCGUGGUGGUGUGGCGGGAGAUCGGCGUGCAGCGCAGCUACACCAUGGAGAGCACCGUCUGCGGAUGUGACCAGGGCAAAUAUAAGGGUUUUCAAGUCGGCACCAAAGAGCUAGAAGAGAUGGGAGCUCAGUUCUGUGUGGCCCUUCUAAGGCUCAAGAGAAUGACGGGGCUUCACAGCCAUCAGCACCUGCUGGACCUGGAGAGCGACCUCAUUGGGACACAGCCUAAAGUAGUCAGCUGCCCCACCACCUACGUGAUGGAUGAAGAUGAGCCGUCCUUCCUGGAGGCGGUGGAUUACAGCGCCGAGAGCAACGACGAGGACACCGAGGUGGACCUGGAGGCUGCCGCCGCCUCCGUCGCCAUCAGCACGGACGCAGGCGAAGUCCCGGAGCGGCUGUCCGACUCUGAGAACAAUCACGAUGCUUGGAAAUCUGAGCCAGUCACCAGUAGCCACUGAUUUUAUUUUAAAAUUGAUUAACUUAUUUUUUUUUUUUUUUUUUAAAGCAGAAUUUCAACUCCAAAACCAAUGACGGUAACCACACUCACAGCUUCCAUUAUAUACGACCGGUUGUCGUCUCUCCGUCUUGCAGGCUGGAUUUAUGCUACAAGUCUCCAGUUCCCUAUUUACUGCGUA